GUUCUCAGUCUGAUCGCAGGCGUCUCGCAGAACGGUUCAGCUCUUGGUCGCGUAAAGUGGACAAAUUAGGUGCAAUCCAGUCAACCAGCUUAACAAGAGGGAACAACGGCCUCCAUUACCCCAUUUGGGUCUCACUAAUUUGAUAAAAUUGCAGUUACCAGUGUGAGCUUUUAUCAAUUUAUUCGGAGGCUCGACAUACACACUCCUACGGGGGCAGAUCGCAUCAUGGAGAGCGUGAAAUCGUUUUUCGGCAACUCGAACAAGGAGAGCAAUCUGAGCCAUCAACAAUCUCAGUCUGGGAUGAAUUCUGGAAUGAGUAUUACAAAUCGCUGGCAGCGUUGGAGCAGUCAUACAUCCCACACAGACUCACACGGUGCUGUAAACUCGGCAAUGGAUAAUACCAAUCAAUUUGCCGAUAAGCGCAAGGACAGUGAUAAUUACUUCUAUAUAAUGUGGCGCGCUUGAAGAUAAAGGCUGAGAUUAUGUCCGCGUGGCCAAUAACUUUUUAAGAUCUACAUAUAUACAAACCAACAAUCAAAUACUUCUACUUUACUUUUAAAGAGUGACCUGCAGCAAUCGACGUACAUAUUUGUGUAAAACCUGAUUAGAAACAUCGGAGAGUGCUCGCGCUGUGACUAUAUAUUGCACAAUCUCCCUAGAAUCCGGUGUUUAGUGAUAUUAGUUAUUUAUUGACAAGUCUUUUUUAUACAACAACCACAAGGAGUAAAAUACAUUCAUUUUAUAUAUUUUGUAACAUUCAUACAAUUAUACACACGUACAUACAUACAUCCAUAAACAAUUCACUAACUGUCCGAUCGAUUCCAUUAUCAAUAUAUGGACACGAUUACCUUGCUGGGCCUUGCAUCGUGGCUAAUCAGCAUGAUAUUGUUUGGACCCCUUAUGUUCUUUGUCUGCGUCUACCUUCCGGAACUUCCAGUGCGAUAUUUAAAAAGUCUGAGGCAGCAGACCUAAUGUCUAGCAUAGAAUACAGUUAAUUGACAACCAUUAUAUUGAUGCACGGACACUCGAUCGAUCGGUGGAUUAUUAUAAAUACAAAUGAUUACUACUUAUAUAUGCAAAUUGCAAAAAACAAAA
Molecule: messenger RNA, 1095 nt
Organism: Drosophila willistoni
Lineage: Eukaryota; Metazoa; Arthropoda; Insecta; Diptera; Drosophilidae
Exons: 3
Coding region: 226-465 (79 amino acids)
Source: RefSeq, a predicted model, not a curated record